AACGUUUGGCUAAUUGGGCCUUCGUGACCGUCCAACCUCAAGACUAACGACCAUGGGUAUCUCCCGCACCUCCCGGCAUAAACGCUCCGCAUCUGGUGCCCAGCGCGCCCAUUACCGCAAGAAGCGAAAGUUCGAGCUCGGCCGUCAGCCCGCGAACACGAAAUUGGGCCCCAAGCGUGUGCACACCGUCCGUGUCCGUGGAGGGAGCUUGAAGUACCGUGCGCUCCGUCUCGAGUCCGGUAACUUCGCAUGGGGUUCGGAGCACGUUACGAGAAAAACUAGGAUUAUCGGUGUCGUGUACAAUGCCUCUAACAACGAGCUUGUCCGAACCAACACCCUUGUCAAGGGCUGCAUCAUCCAGAUCGAUGCCGCUCCUUUCAGACAAUGGUAUGAGGCCCACUAUGCUCAACCCGUGACGAAGAAGGGCGCCAAGACCACUGCGGAGACGCAGACGGAGGAGGAGGAGAAGAAGAAGUCGAACCACGUCCAGCGGAAGAUCGAAGAGCACCGAAAGGUGGCCAAGAUUGACCCCCUCCUGGAAACGCAGUUCGGCGCCGGUCGUCUUUACGCUGCCAUUUCCAGCCGCCCGGGUCAGUCCGGUCGUGCGGAUGGCUACAUUCUCGAGGGCAAGGAGCUCGAGUUCUACCUGAGGAAGAUCAGGACCGGUAAGCAGAAGCACGCUCAGUGAUCUGUUUAUUCGUGUUCUGCUUUCCUUUCGUCCUGCCUCGUCGGUGCUAUGCAUGGGCCCCUGGCGAGGCUGGGUUCCGGCGAUGAUGCGGUGCAGCUGUGGAGAAAAAAGCUGGGACGGUUUGCUUUGACCCACUCUCUUAUUCUGUAUGAAACUAUGCUCUCUAUAUGUGCAAUGCAACCCAUGGCCCGUGACUCUAAUUAGCACGUCGGGUGUCUUGGUCGCCCGGUCGGGAUAAAACUGUGCGAAUAAAAUUUCCGGC
This is a messenger RNA of Gloeophyllum trabeum ATCC 11539, 950 nucleotides long. Its product is annotated as ribosomal protein S8e. The coding region runs from base 53 to 688 and encodes 211 amino acids. Gene Ontology annotation, molecular function: structural constituent of ribosome. Gene Ontology annotation, biological process: translation; maturation of SSU-rRNA from tricistronic rRNA transcript (SSU-rRNA, 5.8S rRNA, LSU-rRNA). The transcript has 6 exons. The record is from RefSeq and is a predicted model, not a curated record. Gene Ontology annotation, cellular component: ribosome; cytosolic small ribosomal subunit. Lineage: Eukaryota; Fungi; Basidiomycota; Agaricomycetes; Gloeophyllales; Gloeophyllaceae.